AUGAGCAAGUCCACGAUUCCUCUCGUCUACCUGACAUCGUUCCUCUUCCUGUUCGGCGAAACACUACAACCCGCCCCGCGCAUCUCCAUCUACGAAUCUAUCGUCUGCCAGCAACACUAUGGAUCACCUAGCCCGCACGACUGCAAGAUUGCCCCUGUGCAGCAGGAACUCGCACUUUUAGGAGGCAUUGAGAGGCUCUCGAUCAUCAUUCCGAGUAUUCUUGCUAUCCCGUUCGCAGCGCUGGCGGACCGUUACGGGCAUUCGUUGAUUUUGGCGGUCGCUAUCUUUGGUGUCUUUCUUGAAGACGGCUGGCCAUUCCUGGUCUGCUGGUUUCCUGACGUCUUCCCAAUCCGUUUGAUCUGGCUGCACUUCAUGUUUAGCUGUGUUGGUGGCGGUUUCACGGUUGUAGUGACAAUGCUACAUGUCAUCAUUGCAGAUGUUGUCAGCGCAGAAGACAGAACGAAGAUGUUCUUCCGCGCAAGAGCUGCGGGUGUAGCUGCCAGUAUUUUGGGCUAUGCUGCUAGUGGUCUCCUCAUGAGAGUCAGUGCCUUCUUGCCUUGGGCUGUUGGCCUGGUUUGCCUUCUUAUUGGAACAAUCACGGCAGCGUUGAUUCCAAGGAUGACGCUGCAAGAUCACGAUAUACUGCUGACUGUGGACAAGCCAGUAAGGAACUGGAGCAUUGCGGCUUCACUGGGUGCUUUGAGAAGUAUUUCGAAGCUGCUCUUUGGAAAUCAACAAGUCCUGGCGAUGUUGAUAUUGACCUUCUUCUGUCAAUUGGGCUACGACUCGGUUCCAUCGAUGCUGGCCAUCUACAUUUCGAAACGAUUUGGCUGGGAGUUCUCAGAUGCCAGCUUCUUGAGUUCACUCGAGAUGGGUAUCGAGCUCUUCGCGCUAGUGAUCAUAUUGCCAGCGCUUACUUCAGGCUUACCUUCAGCAUUCCAGGGGCUAUCAACUUUUGCGAAGGACAAAGUCUUCGCCCAAGCUAGUCUCGUUGCCCUUGCAAUAGGCAUGUUCUGCCUUGGUCUUGCACCCGUAGUCGUCUUAGCCAUCGUUGGCAUCGUUGUGCUCGCGCUCGGAACUGGGCAGGACUCCUUGACUCGCUCGAUAGCGACCGAGAUGGUUCCAGCGAAUGAGCUCAGUACCCUUUACUCGGCCAUUACAAUGUUGAGAGCCAUCGGUGGCUCGAUCAGUGGACCAAUUUAUGCCUGGCUAUACACUGCGGCACUCAGACAUAAAGGCGAAGAUUGGCUCGGUCUGCCGUAUCUGGUGGCUGGUGUCUUCUUUGUUGUAGCUUUAGCAUUGAUGACGGUUGUGCGUGAUCCCCAGAAGGAGAUCAGCGAGGAGGAGACGGAAGAGGGCCGGCCCUUGCUCAAUUGA
Messenger RNA from Didymella exigua CBS 183.55, 1377 nucleotides. Its product is annotated as MFS general substrate transporter. Gene Ontology annotation, biological process: transmembrane transport. Bases 1 to 1377 code for a protein of 458 amino acids. The transcript is spliced from 2 exons. The record is from RefSeq and is a predicted model, not a curated record. Gene Ontology annotation, cellular component: membrane. NCBI's taxonomy places the organism in Eukaryota, Fungi, Ascomycota, Dothideomycetes, Pleosporales, Didymellaceae. Gene Ontology annotation, molecular function: transmembrane transporter activity.